This is a messenger RNA of Penicillium daleae, 1722 nucleotides long. It is a transcript of the gene cp3, whose product is annotated as carboxypeptidase C PRC1. Gene Ontology annotation, biological process: proteolysis. The coding region runs from base 1 to 1722 and encodes 573 amino acids. Lineage: Eukaryota; Fungi; Ascomycota; Eurotiomycetes; Eurotiales; Aspergillaceae. Gene Ontology annotation, cellular component: fungal-type vacuole. The record is from RefSeq and is a predicted model, not a curated record. The transcript is spliced from 2 exons. Gene Ontology annotation, molecular function: serine-type carboxypeptidase activity.
AUGAGACUUCUGCCCGCCACGCUGCUGGUGGGAGCUGCUUCGGCAGCAGCCCCUCCCUUGCAACAGGUCAUGGGCAUCCACCGCGAGCAGGUUGAGGACCUGACUAAGCAGGGCUCCAACAUUAUCGAGGAUUGGGCCAAGCAGGGCUCCAACGCCUUUGAAGACUGGGCCAAGAAGGGCUCCGAUGCCAUCUCCAAGCCAUUCCAGAAGCUCAAGGAUGACUUUAGCACUCUCUCGGAUGAGGCCCGUGGGCUGUGGGAAGAGGUUGCUAACCAAUUCCCCAACACCAUGGAUCAUGCCCCCAUGCUUUCCCUUCCCAAGAAGCACACCCGCCGUCCUGACUCCCACUGGGACCACGUUGUCCGUGGCAAGGAUGUGCAGAAUAUCUGGGUCUCCGGUGCUGACGGCACCAAGGAGCGUGAGAUUGGCGGCAGACUCGAGGCUUACGACCUUCGCGUCAAGAAGGUGGACCCCAGCGCUCUGGGUGUGGAUCCCAACGUCAAGCAGUACAGUGGGUAUCUUGAUGACAACGAUAACGACAAGCACUUGUUUUACUGGUUCUUCGAGUCACGUAAUGACCCUGAGAACGACCCCGUCGUCCUCUGGUUGAACGGCGGCCCCGGCUGCUCUUCCCUGACCGGUCUCUUCAUGGAGCUCGGACCUAGCUCUGUGGACAGCAAGAUCAAGCUUGUCUACAAUGAGUACUCUUGGAACUCCAAUGCCUCUGUUAUUUUCCUGGACCAGCCCGUCAACGUUGGCUACUCCUACAGUGGCAGCAGUGUCAGCGACACUGUUGCUGCCGGCAAGGAUGUCUACGCUCUGCUAUCCCUGUUCUUCAAGCAGUUCCCUGAGUAUACCAAGCAAGACUUCCACAUUGCUGGCGAGUCCUACGCUGGCCACUAUAUCCCUGUCUUCGCUUCUGAGAUCCUGUCCCACAAGAACCGCAACAUUAACCUAAAGUCCGUACUUAUUGGCAAUGGUCUGACCGAUGGCCUGACCCAGUACGAGUACUACCGCCCCAUGGCUUGCGGUGACGGUGGUUACCCAGCUGUCUUGGAUGAGGCUUCCUGCCAGUCCAUGGAUAACGCUCUGCCCCGCUGUCUGUCCAUGAUCCAAUCCUGCUACGAUAGCGAGAGCUCCUGGGUCUGUGUUCCCGCCUCCAUCUAUUGCAACAACGCUCUGCUGGCUCCUUACCAGCGGACUGGCCAGAACGUCUACGACGUCCGCAGCAAGUGCGAGGACUCCUCUAACCUGUGCUACAAGGGCAUGGGCUACGUGUCCGAGUACCUCAACCAGGCGAGCGUGCGUGAAGCCCUUGGUGCUGAAGUCGACGGCUAUGACUCGUGCAACUUCGACAUCAACCGCAACUUCCUCUUCCACGGUGACUGGAUGAAGCCCUACCACCGUCUGGUGCCUGGUCUGAUUGAGCAGAUUCCCGUGCUCAUCUACGCUGGUGAUGCCGACUUCAUCUGCAACUGGCUCGGCAACAAGGCCUGGACCGAGGCGCUUGAGUGGCCCGGCCAGAAGCAGUUUGCCAAGAAGGAGCUGGAGGAUAUUGUCAUCGAGCAGAAUGAGCACGUUGGCAAGAAGAUUGGCCAGGUCAAGUCCCACGGCAACUUCACCUUCAUGCGUCUGUAUGGCGGUGGCCACAUGGUUCCCAUGGACCAGCCCGAGUCUAGCCUGGAGUUCUUCAACCGCUGGCUGGGUGGUGAGUGGUUCUAA